AUGGACAUGCCCGGAAUGGAGCGCCCAAUGGGUCCGAUGGAAUCAACCAAGCCUACAGAAAUGACGGCUCUGCCGGGAAUGAGUUCUGCAAAUCGCGGCAACCCCACGACAGCCAUAGCUCUCACAGCUGCGACAAUCUCCAAUGCACUGCCAGCGGCGUUGGAAACAGCCGGUGCAAUCCACAGUGAAGAGAAGGCUUCGGUUCCUCCCAUGACUGAAAUGGGCUCGAUGACAUCUGCUGCGGGCAUGUCCAACGCCUUUCAUUUUGGGCUUGGCGAUCCGCUUUGGACUACGUCACUGACACCUACAAGCAACCAGGGCUAUGCAGGAGCCAUCAUCCUGCUCGUAGUUCUGGCUGUCUUUCUCCGUCUCCUGAGUACGACAAGGGGCAUGGUAGAGAGGCGCUGGAAUCCGCGGUCGAGUCGCCGUUGCAGCGAUGAUGAAGGUGACAGUUGUAUCAAAAUGGGACAGUCUGAUGGAAAUGUCAACCAUGGCCCUCAGUGGAAUGCCAUAAUAAAAGUCACGAAGGGACUUUUCCAGAUUACGAGCAUGGCGACAGGCUACCUGCUCAUGCUAGCAGUCAUGACAUUCAAUCUUGGGUAUCUGCUUGCUGUUCUCGCUGGUGGUUUUCUUGGCGAAUUGGCUCUUGGCUCAAUUGAGCACUAA
Messenger RNA from Metarhizium brunneum ARSEF 3297, 666 nucleotides. RefSeq lists its product as uncharacterized. Gene Ontology annotation, biological process: copper ion transmembrane transport. Gene Ontology annotation, cellular component: plasma membrane. Gene Ontology annotation, molecular function: copper ion transmembrane transporter activity. NCBI's taxonomy places the organism in Eukaryota, Fungi, Ascomycota, Sordariomycetes, Hypocreales, Clavicipitaceae. The record is from RefSeq and is a predicted model, not a curated record.